Molecule: messenger RNA, 2739 nt
Organism: Drosophila persimilis
Lineage: Eukaryota; Metazoa; Arthropoda; Insecta; Diptera; Drosophilidae
Exons: 2
Coding region: 238-2439 (733 amino acids)
Source: RefSeq, a predicted model, not a curated record
UACACGCGCACAGUGGCGAUGCUGCUCGACCGACUCCCUGUGGGAGAGUGAAGUGAACCAUAGACUGCGGACUUGACUUGAACUGAACUGAUACGAGGAUUACCAAUCAGUGGAUAGAACUAUAGACUGAGUCGAAGCGAAGUCUGAACAAAGCCUGAACGAAGCCCUCCCAUAUAGGAUAACUUUUGUUAGCCCAUUUUGUGUACAAAAACAAUAACUUCAAAAGCAAGCAUCAGGAUGCAGGAACUAACGAGGGUCUGCGAACUGAACAACAACAGCAUCCAUAACAAGGUGAAGACAACGGCAACUCCCCCAGUCAGCAGUCUGGAGCCGCUGCUGCCCAUCAAGCUGGAGCAUGACCAUGAUCUGGAGUCCUGGCUGCCCGCAAUAGAUCACGGCCACCUGCGCCUAGACAUGAACACCACCCGACUGCUACUGCAGGGAUCCGACGAUCCCUUGAUUUCGCACGGCGCCUCCAACGAUGCCCACGACGAGGACCAUCCCUUCAAGACAUUGCUGGCUCGCAAGACUGCCAGCCAGGAGCAGCAGCAGCAGCACCAGCAGCACAACGGCACCUGCAGCCCGCUCACCAAGCAGCAGCUAAAGGCCAACCUGUUGAUGGGGAACCGGAAGAUUCACAGGUCACAGGCUACGCCUCAGCUGGCCGCUCCGGAAGAGUCACAAAUUCCACUCACACAAAAGACACCGCGACCUGCUCCAGGUCAAAACAGGUCCAAGAAGCGUACGAACUCCGCGGGAGCCAUGAAGCUGCGCUUCCAUCACCAGGCGCUGCCUGCGGAGUAUGCGGCCCACUACGAGGCAACCCAGUGUCGGCCGCCGCCCAGACCCGUGCUGCCGCCGCCGCCUCCGCCUCCUAGCCAGGCCCACGAAAACGUGCGCAGCUGGCUGAGGAAGAUAGCCGAGAUCCAGCGCAGCGCAGAGCGCCAGCAACAGAAACAGGCAUCCGCUAGGAAGGACUCGCCUGUAAUGCGCCCUACACCCUCCGCCGCAGUGCCACCCCCCACAAAGGCGCCAGAGGUGACCCCAUCCCCGAAGCGGGGUGCCCUAAAGUACGCAGAUCUGCCCUACAUGGGAGAGCUCACCCUCGACAACUACAAGCCACGACGCGGACGAAAACCGAAGAAGGCCGACAUCUGCCACCUGAUCUACAAGAACUACGGCACCAUCGUGCCAGCUACAGCCACCGUGAGUCUGCCAGUGAAUGCCCCUCUGCCGGAGACUACCGGGCAUGGAGCCUCGUCCACGACAGUGAUACCGGAGGAGCCCCUAAAUCUCUGCCUGCGGGACCAGAGCAGUGAUCGCUACUCCAUCUCUAGUGGGGACAGCGACAAGCCAACGCCGACGACAACGACAGCCACCACAGACUGCGGAAGCUCGUCCCAUCGAACGACGCCUCUGAGCGCAGUCAAACCCCUGACCUUGGAGCUGGUCGGGGGGCAGGAGCAGCCCCUGGUCGCCUCCAAGCUACUGUUGCAGCCUGUGGGGCUUUACUACCAGCAGCUGAUGGAGUCCUGCAGCUUGGGAGGCUUGCCCGUGCCCGUCGAGACCAUCGAAAAAGACAACCAGCUCUCGCUGAAGAUACCCAUACCGAGUGGGUUCUUUGCGAACGAGGCCAUGCCCCUGCCCCUGGCUCUGCGGAAGAGGAAACGCUCUGCUAUCUUUAUACCGCCCAUGCCUGCCGAGCACUCGUCGAGCCCCUCCACGGAGGUGAGCAUCUGUAAGUUCAAGUUCACGGGCGGGGCCAAGCCAACUCUGCAAGAGAAGAAGAUGCUGUCGGUGGACGCCGAGGGAAACUACCGGUACUACAACGGCACCGGCGACAAGACCUUGAGGGGCUACGAAUUUAUCUCCCGGGAUCAGCAGCAACAGCAACAACAACAUCAGCAGCAGCAACAACAGGGUCAAGCCCCAGGACAGGAGAAACUUUAUGUGGACAUACCACCACCUUCCACUGAUCUCAGCCUGGAGCUUCUCCAAAUACCACCCGAGUCGCCCACAUCGUCGCUGCUCCUCUCCAGCGGCAAUAGCCUCGUUCCCGCAAUUUCACAACACAGUCCCGCCUCCAGCGUUCAGAGCCCCAUGCUCGCCGCCAUGUUUCCGAGCUUGCCGCCUGUCAAACCCUCGACUGAGAGCGAAAGGAAGCGUCGGAGCUCGCGUCGGUCCAAGCAGCGGGAGAAGCUGGAAAAGACAUUCAAGGAGAAAGGCUUCCUCAUCCAGACCCAGCAACUGCAAUCUGCCGAGGGCGCAACCUACUGCAAGUUCAGGCAGCUAAAGAAGUUCACGCGCUACCUAUUCCGAAACUGGAAGGAUCACAUACCAGAUAGUGAUCUCGUCAAGCACCAGAGCGGUGGCAGGGAAGACGACGGUGUCAUCGACAGCCUGCUGGGGCUGGAGAGUUUAGCCAGCCCGACCACAUGAAGCUGUCAAUAGUUUCUGAAACACCACACAAAGCACUGCCAAAGAUUUUUAGGUUUUUUUAUGAUUAAGUUAUUUUCAACCGUGCUUAUAUAGUUGGCCUCCACGUCUUACACGGGCUAAAGCGAUCUUUUUUUGUUAGGUUUAAGACGAAACGAUUGCCGAUUAUUCCGUCCAUGCAGGCUGCUCCACAAGAUGGGGAUCCAUGAUCUAUAAUCCACAGUGACGCCUCCUAGUCGUUCAUUAGUUUUUUUUCUUAGCGCUUAACGAUGUUAUUGUUAACAAAUAAAGUCAAUGUUUAAC